UUGAAUUCGUUUCAAAUUGUAGCCGAUAUGAUCGGAGGCUUCCGAUUAAAAUGUUGCGUGUCGCCGAUAAUGAGUGGUUUAAUGUUAUCUUAGAACGCAAUGGAUGGCUAGAGAGCGAGCAUAUUAAUGCACUUAUAUAUUUGCUGCUUGUUGAUUUCAACAAAGACGUAUCAAAUCCAAUAGUGAGAGAUUGGUCGUGUAUGGAGAUGGUUUGUUGGUUGGGCUUGCGUAGUGAUAACCUUGAGGAAAUGGUGGGGACAGUGAUGCCGUAUGUCCGUGGCAGUCUUCCUUUCAUAGGUGGGCUGGAAUGGACGAAUGCUAGACGUGUAUUUGGUGUGGCACACAUAAACAACAAUCAUUGGUGUUUCUAUCAGAUAUGCAUCCCCGAGCAGCGCAUUGUUGUUUACGACUCUCUGAACUAUGACUGGGAUACUGUAGCAGGGCAUUUUGACAAGGUCCGGACGAACUUACCUAUACUAUGCCGUAUGGGAAGAAUAUGGGAGAGGUGCAACUAUUCAAACGCCCUUAUGGAGAGCUGGGACGUCGUGAAGUUUGAGAAUCCACCACAACAAACUAAUCAUAGCGACUGUGGAAUCAUGGCAAUCAAAUUAUGGAAUGUUGUGCUUAUGGUGUUCCCGUGGAUGGCAUAA
Molecule: messenger RNA, 650 nt
Organism: Salvia miltiorrhiza (redroot sage)
Lineage: Eukaryota; Viridiplantae; Streptophyta; Magnoliopsida; Lamiales; Lamiaceae
Exons: 3
Coding region: 51-650 (199 amino acids)
Biological process (GO): proteolysis
Molecular function (GO): cysteine-type peptidase activity
Source: RefSeq, a predicted model, not a curated record